Molecule: messenger RNA, 558 nt
Organism: Symbiodinium natans
Lineage: Eukaryota; Dinophyceae; Suessiales; Symbiodiniaceae
Source: the annotation of a GenBank genome assembly
AUGGAGGACAUGCAGGAAACUCCCGCGGUGCUGGGAUGUCUUGGCAAUGUGCAGCGCAAGCUGCAGCAUUACGUGGACAAGACCACGGUGUGGACGAAGACAAGGUGGUUUACCUUGGUUGUUUGCCUGCUGCUCUAUGGCAUCAGGGUCUACUUGAUCCAGGGCUUUUACAUCGUGUCCUACGGCUUGGGCAUCUACCUCCUUAACCUGCUCAUCGGGUUCCUUUCGCCCGCGGUCGAUCCCGAGAUGGAGGAGGUUUUGCCCACCAAUGAAGCCGAGGAGUUCCGGCCAUUCACGCGAAAGCUCCCAGAGUUCAAGUUCUGGUUCGGGGCCAUCCGUGCAGUGCUGGUGGCGAUAUUGCUGACAUUCUUCGCGUUCUUUGACCUGCCAGUCUUUUGGCCGAUUCUUCUAGCGUACUUCAUCGUGCUCGUGGUGCUCACCAUGAAAGAUCGUGUUCGGCACAUGAUGAAGCACAAGUACGUGCCCUUCUCCCUGGGCAAGCAGACGUACGGGGAGUGCGCGAAGGUGGAGGUGCCCAAGGGUAAGGAGGACAAGUGA